AUGCCGUCCCUAUCCACAUCGACAUCGACCGGCUCGCGACACCGCAACACGGAAGCCACACCAAUCACGUCCACCGCCCCGCCUCCUACAGACUACCACUCCAUGACGCGCGACGCUGCGCCGUCUAUAGCGAAGGCCAAGGCGAUUGCGAAUGCAAAGGAUGCUGCGCCGCAAGAAGGCACUACAAGGACCGUGGAGAGAGGCGCAGCGCAGCAGCGCACGGGGAGUGCACGGCGGGGGGCAGCAGGGCGGUGGAGCGGCUUCUGGGAGGCGUGGGGGAGCGUAGAGUUGGAAAACAAGGGAAGCGUUGCGCGGGAUCAUCUGGCGUUGGAACGAACCUUCCUCGCCUGGCUCCGAACAAGCCUCUCCUUUGCCAGCAUCGGCAUCGCAAUCACGCAGCUCUUCCGCCUCAACUCGUCGCUGCGAUCAGACACCACCUCUUCCGACACCGACACCGACACCUCUCCCUCUUCCCCUUGCCCUCCCACCACAGACGCACAUCCAGCGUCUCUGCACCGCCUGCGCCACCUGGGCAAACCGCUCGGGGCGACCUUCAUCGGCAUCUCCAUGCUGAUGCUGCUGCUUGGCUUCCACCGCUACUUCGAGGCGCAGCACUACGUCAUCCGCGGCAAGUUCCCAGCCUCGCGGGGGAGCAUCCUGCUGGUUUCCGUCGUGGCGGGCGGCUUGAUUGUGAGUAGUCUGGUCGUCGUUCUCGCCGCGGGACCCAUGGGGUUCGAGAGCUAG
Ascochyta rabiei is the source of this 744-nucleotide messenger RNA. RefSeq lists its product as uncharacterized. NCBI's taxonomy places the organism in Eukaryota, Fungi, Ascomycota, Dothideomycetes, Pleosporales, Didymellaceae. Bases 1 to 744 code for a protein of 247 amino acids. The record is from RefSeq and is a predicted model, not a curated record. The transcript is spliced from 2 exons.